Molecule: messenger RNA, 5958 nt
Organism: Lagenorhynchus albirostris (white-beaked dolphin)
Lineage: Eukaryota; Metazoa; Chordata; Mammalia; Artiodactyla; Delphinidae
Gene: SORCS1
Product: sortilin related VPS10 domain containing receptor 1
Exons: 26
Coding region: 1-3546 (1181 amino acids)
Biological process (GO): post-Golgi vesicle-mediated transport
Cellular component (GO): Golgi apparatus; membrane
Molecular function (GO): protein binding
Source: RefSeq, a predicted model, not a curated record
AUGGGAAAAGUUGGCGCCGGCGGCGGCUCCCCAGCCGGGCUGAGCGCGCUCCUCGCCGGCGCGGGGCUCUUAGUCCUCUGCGCCCCGGGCGCCUGCGGCGGCGGCUCCUGCGGUCCCCCGCUGCACCCCAGCUCGGCCCCACGCUGGGCUCCGACCCGAGGGGGGCUUACUCACCUGCGGCCGCGAGGCAGGGCUCCUGCCACGCCCCUGCUCGGACGCCCCCUGUUUGCAGUGGCCGCCGGAGACCGAGCGCUGUCCCUGGAGCGGGCCCCGGGCACUGGGGCGUCGGUGGCGAUUGCUCCACGCUCUGACCGGAGGAGACGGAGUGGAGAGGAUCAAGAGAAGGCAGAACGGGGAGAGGGCACGAGAAGACGCCCCCGGGGAGUGCUAAGGGACAGAGGGCAGCAGGAGCCUGGGACUCUGGAGCGGGACCCGGACAAAGCCACUCGCUUCCGGCUGGAGGAGCUGAAACUGACCAGCACUACGUUCGCGCUGACAGGAGACUCAGCACACAACCAAGCCAUGGUCCACUGGUCUGGCCACAACAGCAGCGUGAUUCUCAUUUUGACAAAGCUCUAUGACUAUAACCUGGGGAGCAUCACGGAGAGCUCGCUUUGGAGGUCAACCGAUUACGGGACAACCUAUGAGAAGCUGAAUGAUAAAGUUGGGUUGAAAACAAUUUUAAGCUAUCUCUACGUGUGUCCUACCAACAAGCGUAAGAUUAUGUUGCUCACAGACCCGGAGAUUGAGAGCAGUUUACUGAUCAGCUCGGACGAAGGGGCAACCUAUCAGAAGUACCGGCUGAACUUUUACAUCCAGAGCUUACUUUUCCACCCCAAGCAAGAGGACUGGAUUCUGGCUUACAGCCAAGACCAAAAGUUAUACAGUUCUGCUGAAUUUGGGAGAAGGUGGCAGCUUAUCCAGGAAGGGGUCAUACCGAACAGGUUCUACUGGUCUGUGAUGGGGUCGAACAAGGAACCAGAUCUUGUGCAUCUCGAGGCCAGAACUGUGGAUGGUCAUUCACAAUACCUAACCUGCGGAAUGCAGAACUGCACAGAGGCCAGCAGAAACAAACCUUUCCCAGGCUACAUUGACCCAGACUCUUUGAUUGUCCAGGAUGAUUAUGUGUUUGUUCAGCUGACAUCAGGAGGACGGCCACACUACUACGUUUCCUACCGAAGGAAUGCGUUUGCCCAAAUGAAGCUGCCCAAAUAUGCUUUGCCCAAGGACAUGCAUGUUAUCAGCACUGAUGAGAACCAAGUGUUCGCAGCGGUCCAAGAAUGGAACCAAAACGACACAUACAACCUCUACAUCUCAGACACCCGUGGUGUCUACUUCACUCUGGCCUUGGAGAAUGUCCAGAGCAGCAGAGGCCCUGAGGGCAACGUCAUGAUCGACCUCUAUGAGGUAGCAGGGAUAAAGGGAAUGUUCUUGGCUAACAAGAAGAUUGACAACCAAGUGAAGACUUUCAUCACGUACAACAAAGGCAGAGACUGGCAUUUGCUGCAGGCCCCGGACACGGACCUAAGGGGGGACCCUGUGCACUGCUUGCUGCCCUAUUGCUCACUACACCUUCACCUUAAGGUCUCUGAGAAUCCCUACACAUCAGGGAUCAUUGCCAGCCGAGACACAGCUCCCAGCAUCAUAGUGGCUUCAGGAAACAUAGGUUCUGAGCUGUCAGACAGCGACAUCAGCAUGUUUGUCUCUUCAGAUGCAGGGAACACUUGGAGGCAGAUCUUUGAAGAAGAGCACAGUGUUUUGUAUCUGGAUCAAGGUGGAGUCCUGGUUGCUAUGAAGCAUACGUCUCUCCCGAUUCGACAUCUCUGGUUAAGUUUUGAUGAAGGGAGAUCUUGGAGCAAAUACAGUUUCACAUCUAUUCCACUUUUUGUGGAUGGAGUUCUGGGUGAGCCUGGGGAAGAGACUCUAAUCAUGACAGUGUUUGGACACUUCAGCCACCGCUCUGAAUGGCAGCUGGUCAAAGUGGACUACAAGUCCAUUUUCGAUAGACGCUGUGCUGAGGAAGACUACAGACCCUGGCAGCUGCACAGCCAGGGGGAAGCAUGCAUCAUGGGAGCAAAAAGGAUAUAUAAGAAGAGAAAAUCAGAGCGGAAAUGUAUGCAAGGGAAAUAUGCAGGAGCUAUGGAGUCUGAACCCUGUGUCUGCACAGAGGCUGAUUUUGACUGUGACUAUGGUUAUGAGCGACACAGCAAUGGUCAGUGCCUGCCAGCCUUUUGGUUCAAUCCAUCUUCUCUGUCGAAGGACUGCAGCUUGGGACAGAGUUACCUCAAUAGUACUGGGUAUAGAAAGGUGGUUUCCAAUAACUGCACUGAUGGGGUGAGAGAACAGUACACGGCCAAACCACAGAAGUGCCCAGGGAAGGCCCCGCGGGGGCUCCGGAUCGUCACUGCUGAUGGAAAGCUGACAGCGGAACAAGGGCACAAUGUUACUCUCGUGGUGCAGCUGGAAGAGGGUGACGUCCAGAGGACAUUCAUCCAAGUGGACUUCGGGGAUGGCAUCGCAGUGUCUUAUGUCAACCUCAGCUCCAUGGAAGAUGGGAUCAAACACGUCUAUCACAAUGUGGGCAUUUUCCGAGUGACCGUGCAGGUGGACAACAGUCUGGGGUCUGACAGCGCCGUCCUGUACUUACAUGUAACUUGUCCCCUGGAGCAUGUACACCUGUCUCUUCCCUUCGUCACCACGAAGAACAAAGAGGUCAACGCGACUGCGGUGUUGUGGCCCAGCCAAGUGGGCACGCUCACUUACGUGUGGUGGUACGGAAAUAACACUGAGCCCCUGAUCACCUUGGAGGGAAGCAUAUCAUUCAAGUUUACUUCUGAAGGGAUGAACACCAUCACAGUGCAAGUCUCAGCUGGGAAUGCCAUCCUGCAGGACACGAAGACCAUCGCAGUGUACGAGGAAUUCCGAUCUCUUCGCCUGUCCUUUUCUCCAAACCUGGACGACUACAACCCGGACAUCCCUGAGUGGAGGAGAGACAUCAGCCGAGUCAUCAAAAAGUCCCUGGUGGAGGCCACCGCGGUUCCGGGCCAGCACAUCUUGGUGGCGGUGCUCCCUGGCUUACCCACCGCUGCCGAGCUCUUUGUCUUGCCCUAUCAGGAUCCCACAGGAGAAAACAAAAGGUCAGCCGAGGACCUGGAGCAGAUAUCAGAACUGCUGAUUCACAAGCUCAACCUGAACUCCGUGCACUUUGAGUUGAAGCCUGGAGUCCAAGUCCUUGUCCACGCGGCUCACUUAACAGCAGCCCCGCUGGUGGACCUCACUCCAACCCAUAGUGGCUCCGCCAUGCUGAUGCUGCUGUCCGUGGUGUUUGUGGGGCUGGCGGUGUUCGUCAUCUACAAGUUCAAAAGGUGCCUUUUCCUACUCCUGCCCUGUGUAGAAAACAGAAUCCCAGUUACCCGCAUUCUUACCUUCCCAUUUGUUUGCUCUCCACGCGUGGUCGUGAUCUGUCAAUGUCUUUGUGUCUCUUCCUUCCAGUCCCCAAGUUAUCCUUCAACUGCUCCUGCCUUUUCUUCCCAAACAUGUUGCUAGAUUCUGGCCAUUCAUCCUGAUGUUCUUUAAAUAGUAGCCUCGCCUCUGGCAACCCUGCCUCCACCACCCAAAGCUAAUGAUCUCUCUGUCAACUUUGCACACGCCCAUGCAUGCAGCCUACAUACACACUGACCAAGCAGCAUCCUGCCCUGCAGGGUUUAGCUUCAUGUAUUUUUUUUUUUUUUUUUUGUAUCCUCCUGUAGACCUGCCUCUUCCAAAUAUCCUUGCCUUUCCCCCCUGGAAACAUAUAAUGUGUGUGAAAGAGUUGAGAUAUGCAAAGCAAUUCAAACCUGGCCCAUGUACCUUAGAAAAGAAAGCAUACAGAUGAAUAGUGGUUUUGUCACACCUUAACAAAAAUCUCCUGCAGUCAGAUUCCAGAAGAUUCUUGUGAGAAAUGUUUUGAACGUGUUACUAUGUGGCAGGGCAAUUUCCUCCUGUGAUGGUUGCUAUUACCCAGUAUUUCCCCUCUCACAGUAGAGUGAAAAUAUUUGUAAAAUGAAACCGAUGUUAAGCAGAAGAAGAAGCAGGUUAAUGGAUUUGAUGUUUGAGUGUCAAAAAGUCUUAAGAUUAUACGGAGGUCUUGUCUUAUAUUAGGAUGGGAUUGUGAUUAUUGUAAGAUGACCCUAGACUUCUUGCAUGUGUGCUCUCUGAUCUCUGAGCAUAGUAUCAGCAAAGGAAAAUUUAAUAAGCAUAAAGGGGAGGAGUUAUCAGACUCAAGCAGGUGGGCUCAAAGCAUGAAGAAAUCCCAGUUCUCCCAGGGCCAUCAUGAAAGAAGGUCCAGAGAAAGAGGGAAACAAAAGUAUGUGAAGCAGGAGCCCUUGGAGUAUUAUGGAUUGGAUAAAGCCCUCUCUGAAAUGUAGGAGAAAGUGGUUUCAAAAGACCUCAGAGUGUAGCCUCCUACUUGGCCAUGUCCCCAGGCCAGCGUCAGGGUAUCGCAGGGCCCUGGGGACAAUGGGGGUGCCCUAAAGAUCCUGACAACCACUGCCCUUGUGUAGCUCAAGUAGGGGAAGAGUGGCAACACUUCAGUCAGAAGUUAAUCAAGCAGAAUAUUUUAUGGCUGGAGAUGCUCGGUAUGAAUCUGGGAGACGGAUUCUGCCUAAGGCAGCCGUCUAUUUGUAGAACUCAAAUGAUCCUCAACCUGCCAGGCUUCCUAUCCCAUGGGAAACAUCCUCAUUGAAUCUCUUCAGUUGGAGCCUCCCAAAUUGUAUCUGGAAAACAGAGUGUUUGGAAACCAAAAGAGGCUCAUUCACGACAGUACAGGGAGUCCUCAGAGUUGCAGUUCAAUAAUUUUCAUUGUUAAACUAUGAAAAAGGGAAUAACACUCAAUCUAGCACAGUGCCUUGCCUAGAGUAGGUAUUAAGAAAGUUAUUUGCUGAAAGAAGAAAUGAAUGAAUACAUGAGAAGACAUAGCGAAGAAGGGCUUGUAGGUCCUAACCUAAAACAGAGGUGGACAUGAGAUGCCUGGCGUUUUGGAAGGUGAUCAGAGAUGGCUGGUUCUACAUUCAGCAUCUCCAGGGUCCUCAUGUGCCUCUCCUCAGAGCUCCCUCCCACCUGUGGGAGACUAGUGAGGCCAAGUACUGCUCAGAGGGGACCUUAUUAUUCUUAUGAUCUAGCUCGUUUCUCAAAGCAUGGUACCCAGACCAGCAGUAUCAGCAUCACCUCGGACUUGUUAGAAACACAGAUUUUGGGUCCCACUGACCCCAGACCUACUGAAUUAGAAACUCCAGGGUUGGGGCCCAGCAAUCUGUUUUUACAAGCUCUUCGGGUGAUUGUGAAAUACACUAAAGUUUGAGAACCACUGUACUAGGCCAUGCCAGCUCAAUCCCGAAGAGAAGGUAGUAAUGAGAAGCUGCCAGUGGGAGGGACCCAAGUGCCUACCUACUCAACAACAGCAGGUGCAGACACAAUGAGGAGUUUGGUAGGCUUGAGGCCAGAGGAAUGGGUGGGGAGGGAUGGAUGGGGAAGGUAAGAUUCAGGGCAAGCUACAAAUCUGAUAUUGCAAUGUUUUCCAAAAUCCCAGAAGGCAAACUGCGUGCUCUACCCUGAACGACCCAACCAACGUUUUCUCCUUUGCCUUAUUUUUGAUUGGAUUCACUGUCCAAAAUGCAGAGGUUUGCUUUGCUUUUUUUCAGAAGUUCCAAACAGCAACUUUGAGAGGAAUGGGGUGCUUGGCAGCUGUGUUUUCCAGGAUUCCAACUGAGCAUUGAAAUUCCCCCAUUUGCCAACUUAUUUUUAUAGGAAGCCAAUUAAAAAAAAAAAAAAAAAGAACGUUUUCUUAUAGUAUUGAACUACUUCUAAUUUUAAAAUGACUUUUUUGAUGUAUUUUUUGUUAAAUACUAUGUAGUGUAAUGUAUAAUUGCUCUUGUUUAUUGCUUUUACAGUCAUAUUUAUUAAACAGAUAAUGUCUCUGAA